Ipomoea nil (Japanese morning glory) is the source of this 1805-nucleotide messenger RNA. RefSeq names its product RNA-binding protein Musashi homolog 2. NCBI's taxonomy places the organism in Eukaryota, Viridiplantae, Streptophyta, Magnoliopsida, Solanales, Convolvulaceae. The record is from RefSeq and is a predicted model, not a curated record. Gene Ontology annotation, molecular function: RNA binding. The coding region runs from base 378 to 1493 and encodes 371 amino acids. The transcript has 14 exons.
GAUCGGGUAAUAAGGGAGUUGGGUACAGGAUGAGUAGAUUGGGUUUGAAACGGAGUCGCUGAGCGGCGAGAGGAAGAGCGCGAGUCGAGCGAGUUAGCGAGCGAGAGAGAGCGAGUUAGGGUUUUGAAAAUCUGAAUCGCCCAAGGUUAGUGAGUGCGCUUAAAUUUCUUCCAUAACAUUUGUAUGUUCCUUUGACCUGAGAAUUCUAGAAAGAAAAAUGGAUUUCUCCUCAUCGUCGUCGAGUGUGAGCGCUUGAUUUGUAGAGAGGGAGGUGGUGGGAUCGCGAGAGCGCAAGAGGAACAGAGGAGAGAAAUUGUGUGUGUCUCGAGCGAUUUUUUAUCUCUGCAGCUAGAUUUGUCUUUGCGCCCCCUUUUACCAUGUCGGAUAGGAAGCUUGUUGUUUUGGGUAUCCCUUGGGACAUUGAUACCGAGGGCUUAAGAGAAUACAUGUGCAAAUUUGGGGAAUUGGAAGACUGUAUUGUAAUGAAGGAACGAUCCACUGGCCGUUCUCGAGGGUUUGGCUAUGUAACAUUUGCAACAGCUGAGGAUGCUAAGAAUGCAUUAUCUAAGGAGCACUUCCUUGGAAACAGAGUGCUGGAAGUAAAAAUAGCGACACCAAAGGAGGAGAUGAGGGCACCUGCAAAGAAAGUGAGCAGGAUUUUUGUAGCUAGGAUACCACCAUCUGUAACUGAAGCUACAUUCAGAAGCUAUUUUGAGAAAUAUGGUGAUAUAACAGAUCUAUACAUGCCAAAGGAUCCAGCCACCAAGGGCCAUCGUGGAAUUGGGUUCAUCACUUUCACAAAUGCUGAGUCAGUUGAUGACCUGAUGCAUGAUAGUCAUGAACUGGGUGGUUCUACUGUUGUUGUUGACCGAGCAACACCUAAGGAAGAGGAUUUCAGACCAGUAAGUCGAGUGCCUCAGACUGGUGGAUAUGGAGCAUACAAUGCUUAUAUCAAUGGAACAACUAGAUAUGCCGCCCUAGGUGCUCCAACAUUGUAUGACCAUCCAGGUUCUAUGUAUGGAAGAGGGGGGUUACCCACUCGUGGCAUGGGAAGAAAGAUUUUUGUUGGAAGGCUUCCUCAGGAGGCAACUGUAGAUGAUCUCCGCCAAUAUUUUGGUAGAUUUGGCCGAAUUUUAGAUGUUUAUGUUCCUAAGGAUCCCAAGAGGACAGGUCAUAGAGGAUUUGGUUUUGUUACAUUUGCUGAAGAUGGUGUAGCAGACCGUGUUUCUCGAAGGACUCAUGAGAUUUGUGGACAGCAGGUUGCAAUAGAUUCUGCCACACCACUUGAUGAUGCUGGUGGUCCAAGUAAUGGUUUCAUGAUAGAUAAUCACCCAGAACCAUACGGGGGUUAUGGUGGCCCAAUGCGGACCUAUGGCAGGAUGUAUGGUGGCCUGGGUUUUGAUGAUUGGGGAUAUGGCAUGAACGGUGGCAUGGGUAGUAGUAUGGGGGGAGGGAGACCUUCCCGGGCAGAUAUGAGGUAUAGGCCUUAUUAGUAGCAGUCCCAUCUUGAUCUGAGUUACAAGCCUUUCUGAUAGCAGUCUUGAGCAUAAAGGAUGUGUGCCCCUUGCUAAAAGCAGUUACGAAAAAUCGUAUCAUUGGCCAAGCCUGGAGUUAUAACGCAACAUGCAGCCACUUGUUGCCAUUAUAUCUUUGAACCAUUGAUUAUGGUGUAACUGGAAUAGUUAUGUUAUAUUUUACUUUCAUAAGUUUAGAAAGCUUUUGCAGGGGCCAGAAAGGAUGCCCCACUGUAAUGUACAAUUGAAUUCACAAUUUUCUAAUGCCAUUGUUGAACUUAUUGCUUUUUC